AUGACAGCAACCUCAUUGCAUUUGGCUAUCUGGGUAUAUUGUGAUGUUUCCACUAGAGAAAUACGUCCAUACAUACCUCGAAUUCUACGUCGCAGCAUAUAUAACACCGUACAUCGCUUAUCGCAUCCAGGAGUUCGAGCCACCAAGGAGUUAAUUGCGCGUCGGUUUAUCUGGCCGAAUCUCAACAAAGACAUCGCAGAAUGGGUAUACGUAGAACCAAGACCAGCUUACCAUCCCGCCUCCAAUGGUAUGGUGGAGCGAUUUCAUCGUUCUCUCAAAUCAGCCAUCCGCUGUUACGCAACUAUCGAAUGGAUAGACGUCCUUCCUACGGUCCUGUUAGGCUUGCGAGCUAGCGUGAAAGAGGACUUAAAAACUAGCGCAGCAGAGCUAGUCUAUGGAACCCCCAUCCGUCUCCCAGGAGAAUUUUUUAUAGACGAGGAUCCUCCAGAAGACCCACAAAUAUUUAUCGAGAAAUUACGCGAACGCAUGCAUGCAGUCAAAAGGCCUCUCGAUUAUCCGUACGAAGGCCCUUAUGAGAUUGUGGAAAGAUUAUCUGACCGAGUCUUCAAACUCAAUAUAAAAGGAGAACAAGUAACAAUUUCAACAGAAAGACUGAAACCGGUAUAUCAAGAAAUAAUACUUGCAGAAGAUACCACGCAGCAUACAUCAGCUCAGCAGCCUUUAAAAACAUACCCUCCAGCGAAGAAAAAGGUCACUUUCACAUCCUAG
Molecule: messenger RNA, 729 nt
Organism: Camponotus floridanus (Florida carpenter ant)
Lineage: Eukaryota; Metazoa; Arthropoda; Insecta; Hymenoptera; Formicidae
Exons: 3
Coding region: 1-729 (242 amino acids)
Molecular function (GO): nucleic acid binding
Source: RefSeq, a predicted model, not a curated record